This is a messenger RNA of Nerophis lumbriciformis (worm pipefish), 4008 nucleotides long. The record is from RefSeq and is a predicted model, not a curated record. NCBI's taxonomy places the organism in Eukaryota, Metazoa, Chordata, Actinopteri, Syngnathiformes, Syngnathidae.
AUGAUGUCGCUCGUAGACCUGGACGACGACCAGAGGUGGGUGCCCACGCACGUCAAUGUCACGGUGCUUCGCGCCAGGGGACUGCGGACCAAGAGCAAACAUGGCAGCCGCUACCUGUACGCGGUGGUCCAGGUGGGCAAGGACAAGUACACCACGGGCCUGGUGGACAAGGCCGACGUUCCUGUGUGGUCUGAGGAGUGUUGCUUUGAGCUCCUCCCCGGCAUCCUGGAAGAUGAGGAGCGCGGCCGUGGAGCCUACCCGCCCGGCUGCGCCGACCUUGUCAUCACCAUCAUGCACCGGGUCCUUAUCGGACUCGACGUGUUUCUGGGCCAGAUGCUCAUCCCACUGGACCGCAUGUUUCGGGAAGGCGCCUGCCCGAGAGACGAGUGGUUCAAGCUGCACUCUAAGGCGGGACGAAAGGCAAAGGAGCGUGGCGAAUUGCAGCUGACAGUACAGUUCACCCGAAACAACAUGACGGCCAGCAUGUUUGACCUCACCGCCAAGGACGAGCGACGCUCCGCUUUCGGUAAACUCAAGGAUCGCGUCACAGGGAGGAAGCGCCCCGAUGCGGAGUCUUCCUCGGCUAUAGUGCCAGGCCGCUACGCCGCCCUAUCGGUGACCCCGGGGCAAUCCUUAGAAGACGAAAUUGGGGGUGCAGAGAUAACAGAGGAAAAGAGGAGUAAAAUGAAAGAUUUCUUCAAAGGAAAGCUGAGAAAGUCGGCUGACACUAGGUCAUGCUCGUCGCUUGCUUCUGAGAGCAGCACCUCCUCCGUGGCGAGCGAUAACCUCGGCCCUCCGCCAGCUCUUGGCCUGCUCUCAGAUCUCCCCAGUUCGCCCAUCUAUUCCGCCGUCCCACGAGUUGACCCCCGCUAUGGAGACAGGGAUCUAACUAAAACAGUUCUCAGCAGUCAGCAUGCUACAAAGAUUCAGACACACAAGCGAGCCUUCAGUGAUGAAGCUAGUAAGAUCACGGCAUCUGUCCCUUGGACGGAUCCCACCACGGAGUCCAUCAAAGACCAGCAAAGCAUGAGUCAGUCCAAGUCUUCCGUCUGUAUAAAUGGCAGCCAUGUGUAUGACUCUGAGCCUUCGAUCCCAAAGAACGUCGGGGCCCUGCCGUCCAAGUUGGUCUUGGUGGAGAAAUGCUCCCCGCUGUCCCGUUCUCUACAGAACAUCGCUAAGCGUAGUGAGGACAAAGGUUCCUUUGCAGAGGGGCGACGCUGGUCCUUUGAUAAGGCGAAGAAAAGUGAUAAAGAGGAAGAAAAGGAGGCUCGACAUGCUGAGAUAGGAGUACAACCUGAGCAGGCGGCAAACCCCUCCGCUGCUGAUUCUUCUGACAAAGGGUGGAAACUGAGAAAGACCUUGUUCUCUGGAGGAAGGAGUGAUUCUGUCCCUGCAAAGCCGGAUGGGAACCAGGCUGCUCCCACCUCUGAAGGGAGGUUCAGAGGCUGGUUCACCUCCACAGACUCCCAGAACAAGCCAAGGCUGAAAGUGUCUCCUAAACUAGAAAACACCACAGCUAUAUCCCCUCCCCUCCCUCCUUGCGACCCUGUAGACUGGCACUCUACCUCUGUCCCCACUGAAAAUAACCACACACAUCCCAUCACCCCCCCAUCCACUCCCAUCUCCCCCUCCAACCCCUUCUUUGAGGAGCUGCAGCGGUCCCCUCCUUGUGCACCUAGCUCCUCAACCUUUCUUUACACUUUACAGCACUCCACCCCGGGCACACCCAGUGAGACUCAAGGCGCUACUGAUAUACCCACCUUUAAAAGGGAACGUCCUAGGCCUCUUCCAAAGCAGAUAUCACUCCCUGAGUUUUUACCAGAUACUUUCAACAGCACAACUGAUCUCCCUCGGUCGGCGGACGUGCAGGAGUGGGAAGACUCAUUUGACACGUUUGCUUCAAACAGGCUCAACUCACCCAACGGAAAUCCCUCUCAGAUGCAACAGGAAACUAGCCCGGUAUCCAGUCUGAGGUUCGGUUAUCUUGCAUCAAAUGUAAAUACCGGAUAUCACGCACAUGAGCAACAACAAUACCAAGAGGAGCCUCCACCGUUACCUCCAAGAAGACCAAUUAGAACUUCGGUGAGUGAGAUAAACUCUGAUGGAUGGCUCCACAGAGGCCAAGAGCUGGCAGUCCAUAAAGAAGCCUACCUACUCUCCCAGACUGGAGUAGCCUCACUGCAGCAUGUAAGAGAGCAAGCAUGUAAAAGACCAGCAUCCAGUGUAUCAACAGACAGUCAGACCUUAGAUUCAACCAAUGUUAAUUCCCAGAUUUGCGGAAUCAUGCCCUUUUCGGGAUGCAUGGCCGAAGAGACUCUCAAAAAGUAUGAACCCUUGGAAGACAUCACUGACUUCUGGGGUGGCAUGCUUUUUGAACAAGACUUGUACGGACGGGUUUCCAGAGGAAAUGUUCCACAGCCCACUUUUCAUGUAGGUAGCAACACAGGGCUUAAUUCCCUCUCAAUGUCAGAGUUAAAGACUGCUUGGUCUCCUCCUGUGGUUGAGUCUACAGAGUUUUCUACAAUAACUCAAACCACAUGCAUGAACAAUAAUGUUACUUCUUCGCUAACCUUAGAAGAUCUAAACAUGAACGCGAGCAAUUCUGACUUUGGCUUUAUUGAUUCCGAUGGAUCGUCUCAGUCAGAGGCAGUGGAAGGCAUCAAAGGCCUCAUUAGUUUAAGUAGGACUGAUACGCAGCUGUCACAAGAUUCUGCAACUGCUGAACAUCGUGAGGUGGAUACUAACACAUUAAAAGGCACGAAGAUACCCUUAAGUGACUCCACUUUGGAAAAAAACACGUUAUCUAAUAAAACGUGCAAAGUGUCUCCAGUUUGCCAGGAAUCUUCAUUUGAGACCAACAGCGGUAACAUUGAUAAAACUCAGGAGCAAGUUGUAGAGAAUCAAUCUGAUCUCGGAUUUGACUCCAGUGAAGAUAAAACAGGAAAGGUUGAUGCAUUUAAAGAGAUGAGAAAAGACUCUGAUGAUAAUGGGAACCCUCAGGCUGAGGGAGAAUUGUUUCCAAUGGUGGUUAGUGCACGUGUUAGACCAAAAGGAAUUUCAUUCGUGAGCAGCACCGACAGUCCAAGUAGGACUGAGCUACGUCUACAGUCUUCACUCGUCAAUGAAGGUCCAUCGUCAUAUCAACCUAAUAAAUCAGCUCCAUCUACCAAUGUGGCUUUAGAUAAUGAAGAUAGCGUCUCACGCUGCUUUUUGAAUGGGCCGCAAAUACCUACAACUAAUGAGUCGUCAAUUUUGAUGGAGGAUGAUGUAAAAGAAAACCCUUUUGAGAUCAGUUUUGAAAUCCUUCAUGCCAAAGUCACCCCUCAUUUGAGAGGUCCUCCAAAGUCUGCACAGGGUUGUUCUCCCACCUCUUCAACUGCUAGACCAUCUAACUUCCACUUUUCCCCUGCCUAUUGCCCUUCUGCAUGCUCUUCUGGUACUGGGGAGCUUCACACUGGAACCAGUAGGUCUCUGAUUGUUUCCCCCUACAUGACCUCCUCCUGCUCUACCCCCAACUUAACCAACUCCAUCACUGAUCAGCCCCUGUUUGAUGCACAGCGCUUACUUUUGACUGAGGAGACUCGGCCAGCUUGCAACAUGCUCCGCCAGGAGAGCAGACCACACCCAGUGAAGCCUUUGAGCCAAUCAGAGAAGAAGGACAGCCGUUCGGUUUUGGAGAAACUUAAGUCCACCAUCAGCCCGGGACGCUCUGGCCAGCAGGUGGCAGCCGAGCCUAAAAAAAUUCAGGAGCCCACCGAGGACAGGUUGGCUCUCUACAAGCACCUGAGCAACAUGGAGCUCAUCUCCUUGCUGCUUCAGCAGGACAUGGAUAUGAACAAGCAGGAGGCGGCCGCCGAGCUUCAACAGGCGCAGCUGGAGAAGUGUGAAGUGGAGCUGAAAAAGGUUAAGGCGCAGGUGCGCGAUUUGGAGGACUAUAUUGACAACCUACUGCUGCGCAUCAUGGAGCAGACACCCACACUGCUGCAGGUGCGCUCCAGACAUAAGUGA